AUGGAGAAGGAGCGGGCGCCCCCGCCGCUGGCCGCGACCCCAGCCCCGGAGGUGCUGGGUGACGUGCUGCGGGAGCGCUACGGUCCCCUGCCCUUGGCGGCCACCAUCAGCAGGAUGAAGAGGCAGUCCUCGGGCCGCUACCUGUCCACCGAGCGGCUGGAGGAGGUGCUGGAGAGGCGGCAGGCGGCCAACGCCAAGGAGAGAGAGCGGAUCAGAAACUUGAACAGUGGUUUUUCAAAGCUGAAGACGAUUGUGCCAUUGAUACCUAAAGACCGGAAGCCUAGUAAAGUUGACACACUCAAAGCAGCCACUGAAUACAUACGCCUACUCCACUUGAUCUUGGAAGAAACUGGAGGCUUUGAGAAACUAGAAGACCCUGCUGAUCAUGAGUUGCCUGACAGCAUUCCCAGGCCAGUGUCCUUCAUGGAAGGCUUAGCAGGGAACCCCCUGCCAAACAGUGCCAGCUCUUGCCUCAGGAAUGAAAAUGGGAUGAAUACAGCUUGGACCAGCCAUGCCACAGAGAACCCUGUAUGUGUGUGGGGGAGAGGUGUAUUACCUGCUUACCUGGGGAUUGUGCAAUUCCAGAAGAAUGGAAGGCUGGUAUAUCAAACAAACCCCUAAAGCAACAAACUCUUCUGAAUAGUCUGCAAUGUCAAACUCUAUGGAUACAGAGAACUUUGUUUUUCAAGAGCAGUUUAAAGAAAGAUGAGUUUCCCACUUCGUGGAUUUUUGAAUUUGCCUUAUGAAAAAUAUCCAGAAAGAAACCAAUAAACUACAAAGAGCUGAUCAUUCACUCCAUCUUGCUUUUUUUUUUUUUUUU
This is a messenger RNA of Gavialis gangeticus (Gharial), 820 nucleotides long. It is a transcript of the gene FIGLA, whose product is annotated as folliculogenesis specific bHLH transcription factor. Lineage: Eukaryota; Metazoa; Chordata; Crocodylia; Gavialidae. Bases 1 to 621 code for a protein of 206 amino acids. Gene Ontology annotation, molecular function: DNA-binding transcription factor activity, RNA polymerase II-specific; RNA polymerase II transcription regulatory region sequence-specific DNA binding; protein dimerization activity. The record is from RefSeq and is a predicted model, not a curated record. The transcript is spliced from 5 exons. Gene Ontology annotation, biological process: developmental process; regulation of transcription by RNA polymerase II.